AUGCACAUCCAGCAUCCCUUGGUGAACUUUUUGAAAAAGGGGGGUGCUGAAAAGCUUGAAGAAUUGAACCGUGAAGUUGAAGAACUGCCGAUAUUUGUGUUCGUACAUGGGUUGGGUGGACAAAUGUCCAAUUUUGAGCCACUCAUGGGGCUAUUAAGCCAAUGCCUGGAAGUGAUGUCUAUCGACUUGCCUGGGUUUGGCAUUCUGCGAAGACAACGAGGAAGGUCGAUUACUGAUUAUCUGACUGAGGAGCAAGCCAAAUUGGAAUCUAGUUGGAGGCUGAUGCUGUGGGAGGAUUUUGAAACGGAUAAACUCGUGGAAUUAUUGCAGGCAUGGGUAAAUCAACGAGUACCUAGCAACAAAAAAAUAGUACUCAUUGGGCAUCUGAUGGGUACGCAUUUAGUGAUAAAGCUUGCCGCUAAGCUUGAGGAAAAUAAGGUUGAGGGGAUGAUAUUGUUAUCGCCCCCACCUCUCGCUGAAAAUAAUACGUCUGUGAAGGUACAUCUACCGUUAACGAUAAAGUUGUUUUCUUAUGUACCGAAGGUGUUUGAUAUAUUUAGAGUUUGGGAUCGCAUCAAGGGACUUCGACUGCAUCUGGUGCUUCGGCAGCUAACCUCCACCACGCUGCUUCUGACACGGUUACGCCAAUUUCGGUGGAAUUUAGAUGUUGACUCCCCAGUGGUGUUGCGCUACAUGCAAGGAUUUCGAAAGGCUACCUAUGAUGAGCUAGCUCUUGCAACGAGUAGAUAUAACGACAGCGGGUCCACUCCUAACACUACGAACCAAAAAACCUUGAUCCUUUGCGGUGCAGAUGAUGUCAUAACUCCUUCAAAAUACUCGAGACAAGCCGCCGAGUGGUUGAAUACUCGUGCUCGGAGAGAGAUAUCCACAUUUAUUGAAAUUCUUCAAGCUGGACACUCGCUUCUUUUGAAUAAGCCGGAAUUUGUUAGUGGUACUGUUCUUGAUCACAUUGAGCGUCACUACCCUGAGCGACUCCACCUAAGCCCGACUUGGGUACUCAGUGUGAAAGCCAAAAUAAGCGGUGACAAAUGGGGAUUGAAAAAUGAAGAGAAAUGGAGACGUACUCAGCUGAUUUCCAGAAAUAUCACUAGACGUGUUGGGAACGCUGUAGAGUACGCGCCGUUGUUAGCCAUGAAGACGCUUAAAGAGGGCGAUUGCGACCAUCUGCCUCAAGUACUUGAAGCCAGAUUUUACGAAGAGCCCAAUACAGCUCCGGUGGAAGGCGUUUUGGUGGCUGUGAUUGACAUAUCGCUGGACGUCCCGGUAUACAACCCUAGCCUGUUCCAGCGAGUAAAAUACGUCAAGUGUCCUACUGUUUCUAAGGUCGUCCCUGAUAGAGCCGCCAUUCGGCGGUUCAUAGCUAUUGUUGAUGAUUUACUUGAAACGAGUUCCGAUGUCAAUGCUCCGUUAAUUGCGGUCCAUUGCCAUUAUGGUCAAAACAGAACCAUCUUCUGCUGUUGUUGCUAUCUUAUUGAACGUCUAGGUUGGACAAUUGAAGAAGCAAUAGAAGCGUUUGCAGUGGCCAAACCACCUGGCAUAAAACAUCCUCAUUUCAUAGACGCGCUAUACGUACGUUACGAGGACCGAUGA
Diutina rugosa is the source of this 1611-nucleotide messenger RNA. Its product is annotated as triacylglycerol lipase. Gene Ontology annotation, molecular function: protein tyrosine/serine/threonine phosphatase activity. Gene Ontology annotation, biological process: dephosphorylation. Lineage: Eukaryota; Fungi; Ascomycota; Pichiomycetes; Serinales; Debaryomycetaceae. The coding region runs from base 1 to 1611 and encodes 536 amino acids. The transcript has a single exon. The record is from RefSeq and is a predicted model, not a curated record.